CCCCUCCCCCAACACCCGGGGCUCCGAGCAGGAGGAGGAGGGGCUGGUGCAUUCUCGCCGCCGUUCUUUGCAACCUGCGGGGGCCGGUGCAUGCCCAGCGAGGAGCCGGGCCGCUGCAGGUGCGUUCAACCUCAGAGGAGACGACCCCCCCCACCCCAGGCGAACCUGGGGGCUGCAACCCACCGGCAGGCGGUCGAGCGAGAGGAAGCAACAAAGACAGGCUGCAGCUGGGGCCGGCGAGAGGGGCCGCGGCCGCCGGGCUCCUGGUGCGGGCGGAGAGGGCGCCCGGGGGAGCGGCGCCGGGCGGAGCUGCAGCCCUAAGCUGGACCCGGAGGGGAGGCACAGCGCCGCCCGCCGGACGCGGUGAGCACAGGCCCCGGGGAGGAUGCGCUGCCUGAGCGCCCGCGCGGCCCGGGUCGCGGGCGGGCGCGACCCCCACUGAGCCGAGAGAAUCCCCACCCUCGACUUCGGACGGCGCGAGCCGGCGCCUGGAUCGACCUCACCGACAGCGUUCUUUCCCACCUAGAGGGAGGCAUCGGCCCCCAAGGGGGGAUUCCUCAGGCAGCCUUUGCCACCUCUGCAUGGCUGCGACCCGGCGAGAGGAGAGUUGUGGCCGCUGAGACCUGGUGUCCUUCGACGGCCUGGCUGAUUCGGCGAGACAGUGGGCAGCUCCAUGCAUUCCUCCCGCUACCCGAGCCCGGCCGAGCUGGACGCCUACGCCGAGAAGGUGGCCAACAGCCCGCUCUCCAUCAAGAUCUUCCCCACCAACAUCCGCGUGCCCCAGCACAAGCACCUCAGCCGCACCGUCAACGGCUAUGACACCAGCGGCCAGCGCUACAGCCCCUACCCGCAGCACACGGCCGGCUACCAGGGCCUGCUGGCCAUCGUCAAGGCCGCCGUCUCCUCCUCCGGCGCUGCUGCGCCUGCUGGGCCCGCCAAAAGCGUGCUCAAGAGCGCCGAGGGCAAGCGGACCAAGCUGUCGCCAGCCGCCGUGCAGGUGGGCAUCGCGCCCUAUCCAGCACCCAGCACUCUGGGGCCCCUGGCCUACCCCAAGCCGCCCGAGGUGCCCGCCCCGCCGCCCGGCCUGCCCGCGGCCGCCGCCACCGCCGCCUCUGUCAUCCCCCUGCCCGGCCGCGGCCUGCCCCUGCCGCCCUCCAACCUGCCCUCCAUCCACAGCAUCCUCUACCAGCUCAACCAGCAGUGCCAGGCCCCGGGCGCCGCGCCUGCCGCCUGCCAGGCCGUGGCCGUUCCCCACCCCAGCCCGGCCAAGCAUGGCCCCAUGCCCAGCUUCCCCAGCAUGGCCUACUCGGCCACCGCCGGCCUGCCCGACUGCCGCAAAGGCACCGAGCUGGGCCAGGGAAGCACACCGGCCUUGACGUUGGCUGGGGCCACCAAGCCUGCGGGGUACGCGGAGGGUGGCCUGGAUUACCUGCUGUGGCCACAGAAGCCGCCCCCACCACCACCCCAGCCACUGAGGGCAUACAGUGGUGGUGCAGUGGCCAGCAAGUCCCCUGAAUCCUGUGCAGGACGGGUGUAUGAGCGGGCUAGCGGGUCACCCCUUAACUGCGGCGUGGGGCUGCCCGCCAGCUUCACCGUGGGCCAGUACUUCGCCACCCCCUGGAACAGCGUGCUGGUGACCCCCACCAGCGACUGCUACAACCCAGCGGCGGCGGCAGUGGCGGUGACCGAGCUGGGGCCGGGGGCAGCCAGGGAGCUGGCGGGGCCCCCAGCGGAGACCCUCUCAGGCCUACCCAGCAAGAGCGUGUGCAACACGGCCGUGCUGAGCAGCUCCCUGCAGUCGCUGGAGUAUCUCAUCAACGACAUCCGGCCGCCCUGCAUCAAGGAGCAGAUGCUCGGCAAGGGCUACGAGACGGUGGCUGUGCCCCGGCUGCUCGACCACCAGCACGCCCACAUCCGCCUGCCCGUCUACAGAUAAGGCCUGCCCGACAGAUGCACAGACUGACGGGGCGCCAGGGGGGGAGGCAGGCUGCAGAACAGGGUGGGCGGCACGUAGGGGGGCCAGCCCUGCCCUGUGUCCGAGUGCCCGGGGAUGCCCAUAGGGAAGCCGGGCUGGCUGCUGCCAUGUGGCCACCCGAUGGGGAGUGGCAAGGUGACCUCACUCGCCAAGGUCCCUCCCCACCCAGGGUGGUCUGCCCCGGGAUGCGGGGAGGGCCCAGGGCAGCCACUGACGUCCACAUCUUCCUCCAUCCAAGCUGGCAGAGCAGGGAGAGAGGAACCAUUUAAACACAGGAAUGGUGGUUCCUGGCUCUCCAGGAGAGGGGCUCCGGCUACAGUGGGAUGCAGGAGGAAAUGUGAAUAGGCUGGUCUAGAGUCAGCGUAGGGACAAAGCAGCCCCCAGGGCUCAGCCAGUUUCUCCCCGACGCAAGCUCCCCAGCCUCCCAGAAAAAGAGCAGAGGGGACCUACAGGAAGUCACUGGGCCCACAGCGCCCCUCACUGCCCAGUCCUCUAAUCCAAUAGAGGCUCUGGACCACUGGUCCCCCUGCUCCUCCUUUCCUAGGCUCUCUUCUCCUCCCCACCAUUCCUUCCCAACCCAGAAUCCCAUCGCCAUCCUCCAAAACCUGGACUGCCACCUGCCCUCUUCCCUCCAGUACAUCGUACAGGGCUGCUGGGCACAGUUGUGCAGGCUAUGUACUGCACAAGGGCAACUCAUCCAAGGAGACACCACUUGCAUCCUAAACUUGUAUAUUUAUUACAGCAAUUUUCUGAAUCUCGAGGAAGGGGCACCAUUUACCUAUUCGCACAAAGGCACCACAGGGGCUACAAUGUCAGAGGGAUCAGACCCUGCCUCCUUCAGGGGUUCUCCUAGCAAGGGGGCUACCUGCUGGUUUUAAUCGGGAGAGCCAAUGCAACUCCCUUCCUGCAAGCCGCCCUCCAAGGCCUGCCCCACACCAUGAGGGGAAAGGCAGGCAGGGGCCCCCCCAUUAGGUCCCCGAAGCCUGAUUUUCCCCAAGUCCUGGCCCCUCUGGCACUCUGGAAGCGGUACUGUAUCUCUCUCCAAGGCCUGUUCAAGCACUAAGUGCAUUUACAAAUCUCUGAGAAUGUUUUUUUUUUAUACUAAAAUUGACCAUUAUAUUCUACUGUGAGAAGUGCAGUCUGCACUAUAUUGUUUUAAAAACGAAGAGAAAGAAAAAAAAAAAAGGAAAACACAGAUGGUGUCUCAGCUGUGGGA
Molecule: messenger RNA, 3191 nt
Organism: Sus scrofa (pig)
Lineage: Eukaryota; Metazoa; Chordata; Mammalia; Artiodactyla; Suidae
Source: RefSeq, a predicted model, not a curated record